AUGGCAAGUUACUUCCCACCCGGCGCGAAUUUCAGCCAUGCGUCCCCACGAGCUUUCUCUCCGGCAAACUCGCCGCUCUCCCCGCCGGCGCAGCGAUCCAAUGCGCUCUCCAACCGACUGACGAGUGUCCUUUCGGCUUCCUACGCGGAUUCGGAUAUACGCGAUGCGCUGGAGACGCUGAGUCUCAGAGGGGUUCAUAAUACGGCGGAGACACGGAGACAGUUACGGCUGGAUGUGCAGAAGGAGGUUGUUGAUUGCAAUGCCGAGGUUGUUAAAGAUUUUGGCAAGGUCGCGGAGCAAUUGAAACGAAUUGGAACGGUGAUUACGAGUUUGAACCAAACAUGCGACGAAAUGCGGAAACAUAUCGUCCUUGCGAAGCAGGAUACCGCCCCCGUGCUGGAUGAAGCAACGUCGUUGAUGAACCAGAAACAAGAGACGGAGACAAAGCAGGAGCUGCUCCACGCUUUCACGCAGCACUUUAUAAUCUCUGACGAGGACUUGCUAGCUCUGACGUCUGCCGAAGUGCCCAUCGAUGAUCAUUUCUUCGACGUGCUCGCCAGAGUAAAACAGGUACACCAUGACUGCGAGGUCUUGCUGGGAGGAGAGAACCAGAGACUGGGCUUAGAGAUCAUGGAGAAGAGCUCCCGGAACCUCAAUUCGGCGUAUCAGAAGCUCUACGUGUGGAUUCAGAAGGAGUUCCGGUCGUUGAAUCUUGAAGAUCCCCGGAUCAGCAGCUCGAUCCGACAAGCGCUACGGGUGCUGGCUGAGCGGCCUAGUUUGUUCCACAGCUGUUUGGACUUCUUCGCAGAGGCGCGAGACUACAUUCUGUCUGAAGCGUUUCACUACGCACUCAGUGAUGCUGUUUCUGGUGCUGGUGGUGAUCGCAGCGUGAAGCCUAUUGAAUUCUCGGCACAUGAUCCUAUGAGAUACGUUGGAGAUAUGCUGGCAUGGGUGCACUCGACUACAGUCUCGGAACGUGAAGCUUUGGAGGCGCUGUUUGUGGCCGACGGAGAGGAACUCGCAAAAGGCAUCCAAGCCGGCUUAAGCAGUGAACCAUGGUCUCGAAUCGACGAGGACGAAGAGACGGUUGCGUUCGAUGGCCGCAAAGCCCUCAGCGACCUCGUCAACCGCGACCUCACCGGAGUCUCUCGAUCCCUACGACAGCGUGUUGAGCUGGUCAUCCAAGGCCACGACGAUCCCGUCACUUGCUUCAAGGUCAUCAACCUACUGUCCUUCUACCGGACGACUUUCUCCAGACUAGUGGGCCAGCAUUCCAACCUGGUGGAAUUAAUGCAGACAUUGGAAAAGUCCACCUUCGGCCACUUCGAAACCCUCAUGCGCGAACAAACCACCACCCUCUCCAACGACCAUCCCGCCCUAACCCCCUCGCGAGACCUCUCCGCGCCACAAUUCCUCCUCGACGCCCUAGAAGGCCUAACCUCCCUCAUGAAAACCCACGAAGUCUCCUUCGCAGAUGACACAGAAACGUCCGGCGAAAACCAAUUCACCCCCGUCCUCCGCGUCGCCCUCGACCCAUUCGUCAAACUCGCUCAGUCCUCAGCAGAAGACCUCCAGGACGAAACCGCCGGCACCAUCUACAAGACAAACAUCCUCCUCACAACCCGCACAUCCAUCUCCGCCUACCCCUUCGCCAGCGCAACACACCUCCAGCCCCUCUCAACCUCCAUCUCAACAAUCCGCAUCGCCCUCCUCGAGAUCCAGCACCGCUACCUCCUAUCGUCCUCGGGCCUCCAAGUCCUCCUCGAAGCACUCGAACCCUACUCCCCAUCUACCUCCACUACCCAAACCAAAACCCACCAACGCCAACCAAGCACCAAUCUCGCUUCGAUAGUCACACUCCCGGCCUUCCAACCCAACUCCCUCAUCGCAACCAGCCAACAACUUGACGAUUUCCUGCCGUCGGCGCUCAUGGAUGCCACGGAGAACUUGAAGAGGGUGCAAAGCGCGGGAUUUGUGAAGAGGGUUACGGAGGAAGCUGUGGAGGCGUUUUGUCGGGACUUUGAGUUUGUUGAGGGGAUGAUUAUAGGGGCGGAUGAGGCGAGGGGUGUCUCGCUUGUGAGUGAGGGUGGUGAUUGGAGUGGGAGUGAGAAUGAAGGUGAAGGUGAGGAGGGUAAGGAGAAGUAUAGUUUGAGGGCGCUGUUCCCGAGGACUACGGGGGAGAUAAGGGUGUUGUUGAGCUAG
Messenger RNA from Aspergillus glaucus CBS 516.65, 2202 nucleotides. It is a transcript of the gene cog6, whose product is annotated as Golgi transport complex subunit COG6. The record is from RefSeq and is a predicted model, not a curated record. Gene Ontology annotation, biological process: intra-Golgi vesicle-mediated transport. The transcript has 2 exons. Lineage: Eukaryota; Fungi; Ascomycota; Eurotiomycetes; Eurotiales; Aspergillaceae. Bases 1 to 2202 code for a protein of 733 amino acids. Gene Ontology annotation, cellular component: COG complex.